Molecule: messenger RNA, 2654 nt
Organism: Branchiostoma floridae (Florida lancelet)
Lineage: Eukaryota; Metazoa; Chordata; Leptocardii; Amphioxiformes; Branchiostomatidae
Product: N-alpha-acetyltransferase 35, NatC auxiliary subunit-like
Exons: 22
Coding region: 73-2313 (746 amino acids)
Biological process (GO): N-terminal peptidyl-methionine acetylation
Cellular component (GO): NatC complex
Source: RefSeq, a predicted model, not a curated record
AUGUGGCAACAUUUUAAAGCACCCCUGUCUCGGUAGUAGUUCCGUCCGUGAUGACCUCGAGGUUAAAAGAAAAUGGCGGAAGAAAGCACGAUGGACGACAGAGGUCUGGACGCAACUGCUUCAGUUGAACAUCCAGCAAGUGUUGGAGGAAGCUCACCAGAAAAUGUGGAAGCAGUGCCCACACCACCGGCCGUCCAGCACGCACAGCCAGAAGUCAGGUACAACUGGAAGGACAUCACACAGGACUUCCUCACCUCUUGUGAAGAGCUUGAGCUAGGGGAGCUGAUGCAUGAUGCCAAUUUUGGGCUGUUUGAGGCCAUGUCUGCUAUAGAGAUGAUGGACCCAAAGAUGGAUGCAGGGAUGCUGGGAAACAGGGGGGACCGGGAGGUCCUCAACUUCCAACAGGCAAUACAGAAAGGAACAGUGAAACUCAAAGACCUGACAGCACCAGAGCUCAUUGGUAUCAUUGACACAAUGCUAUCCAGCAUGGUGACGUGGCUAGAAGGCCACUCCCUGGCCCAGACAGUGUUCACCUGUCUGUACCUGCACGACCCAGAGGUGAUAGAGGACAGGUGCAUGCGGGCCGUCGCUCUGGGGGUCCUCAAGCUGGUGGACCUCAUCAAGAACAAUGUCAACAGAGCCAGUGUCUUUGAAGAGGAAGACUUCCAGACUAUGACAUAUGGUUUCAAGUUGGCUGGCAAUGUCACAGAUGUUAGAGUUACUGGCAUGUUACGUGAGGUUGAAGAUGAGAUAAAUAGAAAAGUAAAGAGUACCAGGUGCAAACAGGGAGAGGAGAGAGAUCCCCAGACUGAACUGGAGCAUGAACAAAAUGUGGCACUCCAGUCAAGGAUGAAGUUCUGUCGCCUCCUGCUCACAGCACUCAUAGCUUUCAACAAACCACAGUGUAGUGGUGUGACUGAUGGUAAGAGACUGCUGAUACAGGCAGGUGAACUGUUGGAGGUGAUGAAGAAAACUGUCCACCAUGGAGCCCACCCAGAUGAGACAGCUACACCAGAUUUUCCCAUAAUCAUGGGAUUUGAGCCACUAGUCAACCAGCGCCUUCUCCCUCCCACCUUCCCACGCUACACCAAGAUAAUUGGCAGGGAAGCUGCCAUGGAAUACUUCCAGGGUUUGUUGAACAGACUGGGUCAAGUUUGUGAGGUUGUGAACAUCAGCUCCAUACACACAGUACUAGACUUCUUCAUAGAGUUCAGCAAGGCCUCUCCAUGUGUGCUGUCUAGAUCUUUACUGCAGGUUCUAGCUGUGUCUACAGACAGAAAGGUGUUUGGUACUCUCCCAUUCAGGGAGGCCUUGCGAGAGGCUGUGAGAGCCUUUAACUACCCACCAGCACUUAUUCCCAGGUCCUAUGUGUUUAACAAUCCUCAAGCCAAGGAAUAUGUUGAUGCUUUCUUAAGCAGAGCGGUUAGGCCCUUCAGUAACUUGUUGCAGAUCCAUGGGCACAACCGAGCCAGACAGAGGGACAAACUGGGGCACAUACUAGAGGACCUGUCCAGUCUGCAGGAUGAGGCAGACAAAGUUGAUGCUGCCCUGCACUCCAUGAUGAUUAAAGUGGACCCCCAGAGGCAGCACCUGGCCUGUUUUGGUACCUGGGUCCUGUACCACAUCCUGCGCAUCAUGAUCCAGUACCUACUGUCUGGUCUGGAGCUGGAGCUGUACAGCACACACGAGUAUCAGUACGUCUUUUGGUAUCUGUAUGAGUUUCUGUAUGGCUGGCUGCUGUCCACCCUGUCAAGAGCAGAGGCAAUGUACCAGGAACAUGAUGCAUACAUGGAACAACAGAAGGGAGGCAGCAAGAAGAAGAGCAAGAAGAAAAAGAAAGGCCGACCACCAAGCAAGGAAAUUGUACUUGGCCAAGCUGAACAGAGCUUAUGUGGAGGUUAUUACAAGGCCAUACAGGGAUUCUACCUUGACGAGCGUUUGAAGAAGCCAGUGUUUGAGUUUGAUAAUGAACAGGUUCGGUACGAACAUCGUUUCGCUCCAUUCGCCAGCAUUGUCACACCCCCACUGGUGCCAUACUCACAGUUCCAGGAUAUGGUAGCUCUGGAGAAAUUCUCCCCUCCACUCCAACCUGCAGACUUCUAUGUCCAGGCCUGUAAAUGUUUCCAGCAAGCCAAGAACAUCUACGAAAGUUUCCCCAACCAAACCAAGGAGGUACAAACGCUCUGUAAAGUUGCCAAGACCAACUUCGUAGUCGUCAAGCUUCUGCUGGGAGGUCACAAAAGAGAAUCUAAGUCACCACCUGAGUGGGAUUUCACAGAACACAACACUUUCCCCAUCAUAAGACUGACCUGAGGCUUGUCCUGACAUCUGGGGUCUGCUGAAACUUUCAAUCAUCAGCCUUGGGAAAUGCUGGCUAGACACCAACAUACUUUGCUCAGCAGGGUAUAGGAUAUGUGACAGAUACAGUGUACUUGCCAUUAACCCCCAAAACUUGUCGAUACUCAGAGAAAGACUGCAGUGUUCAUUUAGGUUGUCAUGUUAGCACAUCAGUCUAUCAACAUCAUGUUGAGCUGAAGCUGGGGGAUCUGAUAGCUAAGUGAAGACAUAAACUCCUGUUGUAUGUCAGAGUUCACACUGUUGUAACAACAAUGUACAUGUAUGACCAAUGAUCCAAAUAAAAAGAUGUUGAUAUA